This is a messenger RNA of Gekko japonicus, 1215 nucleotides long. Its product is annotated as exocyst complex component 3-like protein. The transcript has 9 exons. Gene Ontology annotation, cellular component: exocyst. Gene Ontology annotation, biological process: exocytosis; exocyst localization. Gene Ontology annotation, molecular function: SNARE binding. The annotation marks the transcript as partial. The record is from RefSeq and is a predicted model, not a curated record. NCBI's taxonomy places the organism in Eukaryota, Metazoa, Chordata, Lepidosauria, Squamata, Gekkonidae.
UUCCUCAGUGCAGACAUGAUGACACACCCGAGCCUUCUCCCCGAAGUAGACGUUGCAGCCCUGGGCCCCCUGUUUGCUGCAGACACAGUAGAUUACCUGGAAGAAACCUAUGUCAUCAAAGUGCAGGCCAGCAUUGCUGAAUGGAUGCAGAAGACCCUGGAGAUGGAGGUUAAGGAGUGGUUCAGCGAGACGGAGCCAGAAGCGGACUACCAAGGCUGCUUCCAGACCACUCUGCCCAUCAUUGCCAUGAAGGUGAGAACCUUUCAGAUGCUGGAUGAGAACAUCCGAGUGGCCUCCCUCAUCUCUGACACCCUCCUACCGAAGGUGCGCAGCAUGGCUCUGGCGGAGUUGGAGGCCUUCCUGGGCAGCCUGACUGAGGCCCUGGUGGAAUUUGACAGAGAACACCAACGAGAGCCGGCCGCGUCCAAGUGCUAUGCCCCUUACUUGCUGUCAGCCAUCAACAACUGCCUGGCUCUCAGCUCUUCCAUCUCAGCCCUCUGUACCGAAGGACCAUCGCCUUCAGAGCCCAGCCGGAUUCCAUCCUCGCUGAAUGCUGCUGUGGAGAAGGCCCAGAAGAAGGCAUGUCGGCUGUUACUAGACGCGAUGCUAGAAGACCUUCAGCCUCUGUUUGCCCAGCUGCCCUCCCGUCGAUGGCUGUCUGACCCCCAGAUGAUGGGUAACAUAUGUGAGGUGAUCGACACCCACGUGAAAGGCUUCUGCAGGGCUCACAAACCUUUCAGCACGUAUCUCCUGUCAGACUCUGAGCACUUGGUCAUGAGCCAGUACGUGAAAGCACUGCUGCAGAAGAAGAUCGUGUGCCGGAAUGCAGAGGAGAGGAAUCAGAUGGGCCGGCGGAUGUUGCAGGAUGCCUCUCAGCUGAAGGAGCUCUUCUGCAGCCUGGGCUUGGAGGAGAGUGAUCAGUCCCUCAGAGUGAUCGCUGAUCUACAGGAGCUGAUUAGCCUCAAGGAUCCCACCAUGCUGGAAUUGGAAGUGCCGGGGUUUGUGACAAAAUACCCAGACAUCAGCGACGACCACGUUUCCAUGCUCCUAGAAGUGCGCGGUGACGUCCCUAAAGAAAUCCGCAACAACGUGCUGGAGAUAAUGGCGCAGAAUCCCCAAGUCCUGCCGGAGAACCACCAAUCCGUCUUUAGUAACAUUCUGGUUCCUGCUCCAGAGCCGCCCUUCUGCCUUGGCAAGCCCAAGUGUGCCUGAUGU